Molecule: messenger RNA, 224 nt
Organism: Acaulospora colombiana
Lineage: Eukaryota; Fungi; Glomeromycota; Glomeromycetes; Diversisporales; Acaulosporaceae
Source: the annotation of a GenBank genome assembly
AUGGACGCAUUGCGUGCAGGACCGGACGCCACACCUCCAAAUAACAUGAAACAGGCACUCAUCUUCAAUGGUUCGACGAUCGCUGCUACCGCCUUCAUGUUCCUCAUCGGGUUCAGAGGAGAACAAAAGAGAAGAGAGCUGGAUCUCGAAAAGUUGCAUGAAGUUGAAGAGAUUGAGGGUCAUGGCGCAAGCCAAGAUACCGCUCCGGUCUCGUCCAUCGAGAA